Molecule: messenger RNA, 2408 nt
Organism: Ruditapes philippinarum (Manila clam)
Lineage: Eukaryota; Metazoa; Mollusca; Bivalvia; Venerida; Veneridae
Product: recQ-mediated genome instability protein 1-like
Exons: 12
Coding region: 138-2327 (729 amino acids)
Biological process (GO): double-strand break repair via homologous recombination; resolution of meiotic recombination intermediates
Cellular component (GO): nuclear body; RecQ family helicase-topoisomerase III complex
Molecular function (GO): nucleotide binding
Source: RefSeq, a predicted model, not a curated record
ACUAGCCAUGAUUUCGCAUCGGACACCGUAUAACGGCCUUUAGCAUUUUUACCCGCGCACAGGCGAACAAUUUGAUAACAUGAAAGAGCCUCUGUAGUUUACAGAUGAAGCAGACUUGAUAGACCUGCUAAGAUAACAUGCAUACAAUUAAACAGACAGGUGAUUGGCUUAAAAACAAUCACAUACAUGUGAAUGAUGAUUGGUUGAAGGCUUGUGUGGAAUGGAUACAAGAAGAGAACCAGGGACAAGGGUUGACAAAUGAUGAUAUAAAUUCUCAAGUGUACGAACAAUGGUUGUUGGCAGAUCUUCACGAGUUAGAGACAUGCUGUCUUCCAGGGGAGAUCACUACAUCACAGAAAUUUGAAUUGAUUGGAACUUACGCUUUACAGAUAGACAGUAUAGUUGAUGUGGGUGUUUCAUUCUACUCUCAGCAACAAAAACUUAAAGGCACAGAGAAUGCUAAUGUACAUGUAAAUGCUGAAGAACCCACUCAGAGACCUUGGGAGGCCAAACCUUCAAGAAUGUUGAUGUUUAAGCUAACAGAUGGGACUCACAAUGUACAAGGUAUGGAGUACAGACCUAUCUCAUGCCUCAGCCCACAGACUACACCAGGAGCCAAGAUUUUGGUACAUGGAAAUGUUCUAUGUCGUCACAGUGUGCUAAUGUUGACAGACAGUAACAUCAAGUUCCUAGGUGGAGAAGUAGAUACACUGGUGGAAGCUAACACUGUGUUAAACACAUUACAGUCAGCUAUGGCAGCCAGUGAAGAAUAUGCAGGAAAAGAACAUAAACAAACAUUUGCUGGAACUCCCAUAAGGCAUUGUAAACAGCCGGUCACAAGUAAUCAAGUUAAUCCAGGAAACCAGUCUAGGUCAUGGGGCAAUUCUAGAGGCAGUGGGAACCAGUUUUUCACAGAAAUCCAUCAACCUGUUUCAACGUCAAAGACUGUCUCCGGUUAUGAUGAGUUGUUAGAUGAUGACAUGGAUAGUCUUAUGCAGGAAAUGACAGAUGACGACUUCGAAACAAACUAUCAGAAUAGAAAUUCGAACAAUCAAGUCUUGUCAAAUAACCAAUCAGCUUACCAGAAUCUUAAUACUAGUGGUUCAAGACAAGUUACUGCUGUUCAGAAUAAGAGUAUGAAAUCAUCAAACAGCAGGAGUGAUGCUGGUAUUGCAAGUAGAAUUCAGAUGACGUCGUCCAGUGUCUCGGCUAAUCAGACAUCUGCAAGAGCUCCAGGGACAAGAGCUGUUUUGACCAGUGAAGAUCUGGUUGCAAUGGAAUUUGAAGAUGACAUGGACUUUCCGUCAGACGAUUUUAUGACUUCUUCCACUGUUUCUUUCCAACAAAGCAAUCAGAAUUCAAAUAACCCAUCAGUUGCUGGAGCAAGUGCUAAAAAUAGUAACAAUAAAACCCAAAGUCAUUUUAUGAAACAAAAUUUUGGUGAAAAGAAAAGUUAUGCUGGAAUGGAAUGUCAGGUUAGUAAUUCCAGCAGUUAUAUGAACCAAAAUAAACAAACAAGCUCCAGUGAGUCUGGGAAGGCAAACAGUUCUAUUAAUCUAAUGGAUGGUUCCCAGCCUGUUAUGUUAAACAAUGUGGAUAUGACAGUUAAUAUAUCCAACAAAGGAGUUAAUCUUUCAAUCAAAAGCCGGAAUCAAGUCUCAAAAUCAGGUGCAUCAAAAGAGGCAAAUAGAAAUACAGAUUCUAAAUUUGGACUAUCAAAGAUAAAAUCAGAAGCUAAAAAUAGGGAAGUUGGGGGAACCGUUAGUUCAAAUAUAGGUGGCCAGUCUUGUCAAAGUUCUAUACAGAGCUUCCUUACACCAAAUAAAGAAAAAACAGAACAACCAGUUAAAGAAAGCAUUGGAACAGAUAUACAGACAGAGUACCCAUUUACUUACCUCAGUAAAGUAAUGUCUCUACCUGUACAAACAGAGCCAUCUUAUCACACUGUAAAGGCAUAUAUAUCCACAUUAACUAGUAGGCUGUCUAGUGCAGAAGGAAAGUGGACACUAUCUUGUAAGAUUAAUGAUGGAACAAUGGCAGUUGAUGUUGAUCUGUCUAACAAUGUCCUCACAGAAAUGAUAGGGUUCUCAUGGAAGGAGGCACAGGAGAUGAAACUUAGAUUAAAAACAGAUCCAGGUGUGAAAGAAGUCCUUACUGAGGGAAUCCAGCAGUGCCAGCAAAAACUGAUAGAAUUAAUGUGUCUUUUAGAGCUAGAGAUUUGUUCGAGGAACACACGCCCUGUUAUAGUUGCUACCAAACAGUUGACUUCUCACCAUAUUGACAUGCUGUAUAACAGAGUGAUGGCAAAUUGGAACACAAAGUCAUGAGAAUGUUACGUUGUUUAUGUUGUGGGUUAUGUUUUCGUAAUUGUUUCGAAGAUAUUUCAUUCAUUAAAUGUUGAAAGUUUG